Messenger RNA from Anopheles bellator, 1263 nucleotides. RefSeq lists its product as uncharacterized. The record is from RefSeq and is a predicted model, not a curated record. The transcript has 3 exons. Bases 28 to 1263 code for a protein of 411 amino acids. NCBI's taxonomy places the organism in Eukaryota, Metazoa, Arthropoda, Insecta, Diptera, Culicidae.
UAUAAUACUUACUCAACAUCGGGAACAAUGUGUUUAGUUGGUGCGGCUGUGGUUGCUGCAUACUCUCUGUGUUCGCCUGCUAAGCGUGUAAAAAGACGUUGUUGGACACGAGAGCUCUUCGCAGAGGCUUCACAACACGGAUUAAGGUUAAUCGACCAGCUGUAUCUGAACGAUGGAAUGGGGUUCCGCAAUUUUACUCGGAUGACCCCAACGGACUUUGAAGUUCUUCUUGGAAUGGUUGGAGCCAAAAUUGCCGCAAAAGAAACAACAUUCCGCCAAACUAUUCCUGCGAACAUGCGGCUGAUUGUUGUACUACAUUUUCUGGCGACGGGAAACUCUUACACCAGCUUGCAGCACACUUUCAAAAUUUCCAAGCAAAUAAUUUCCCGGAUUGUACCUGAGGUUUGCACGGCCAUACACAUGGAAUGCUGCCAGUUUGUAAAGACACCGAAAUCUCAACACGAAUGGAAAGCUGUUGCUGCGGACUUCGAGCGAAAAUUCCAGUUCCCGCAUUGUUUGGGAGCAUUGGAUGGAAAGCAUGUAAAAAUUUUGGCACCUGUUCAUAGUCGCAGCGAAUACUACAACUACAAGAAAUGUUUCAGCAUAGUUAUGAUGGUUAUAGCAGACGCUAAUUUCAACAUCAUAUAUGCCAACGUGGGAGCCCAGGGUCGAUUUUCUGAUGGCAGUGUUUUUAGAAAAACGACGAUUCAUCAUAACAUCGAAAGAAAUACCGCCGGUCUCCCUGAGGACGAGCCUUUACCAGGACAAUCCAGUCCAACACCGUACGUCCUGGUGACUGAUAAAGCGUUUGCUUUAUCGAAGCAUUUGAUGAAGCCGUAUCCCGGACAUCCAACAGACAAAUCAAAAUUAUCAUAUAAUAAUCGGCUGUGCAGAGCGCGAAUCGUUAUUGAAAAUGUUUUUGGAAUUUUGGCAGCAAAGUUUAAGGUUUUCGCUAGCCCAAUAGCAUUACAGCCGGCAAAAGCGAAACAGAUUAUAAAUGCCUGUAUUGUCCUGAAUAAUUUUUUGCGCAGAGACGAUGAAUCGAGGAGUCAUUACUGUCCCGCUGGAAGUAUGGACAGAAUUCAAGGCAACACAAUUUGUCCUGGCUCCUGGCGAAAAGAUGCAAAUUCCACUGAAAUGUUCGAACUUCAAAGUGUGCCACGACAAGCGCCACGUAGUAUCGGCAAUCAUAGGAAAAAGCAGUCCGGACUGUUCGAAGUGUCCAGUUCUAGCCACGGACAACUUUCCGAGGGAGUUUUUUAG